Coregonus sp. 'balchen' is the source of this 10724-nucleotide messenger RNA. NCBI's taxonomy places the organism in Eukaryota, Metazoa, Chordata, Actinopteri, Salmoniformes, Salmonidae. The record is from the annotation of a GenBank genome assembly.
AUGCCUGCACAACACACUAGUCACUGGACUGGCUUCAUCUUUGGCUACUGCUCCAGCGGUUCCUGGGUGGGCCGAGUCUCUGACACAAAGAUGACGUCAUCGGCGCAUUUCUCCUCCACUCUCAGGGUGAGAUGCGUCACCUGUGACAUCACAACUUCUGUAUGGGAGAAAGGUGAGGGCAGGGAUGUGGUCAGGAAAUCAGAGAAGAUCAGGAAAAAUAAGACAUUUGUUUAAACGGAGAGGAACAGGCGAAGCGAGAGGAUUUACUUAGCCCAAAAUCUGUCAGCGUUAGAUAAGCACUGUUUUUGGAUGGAGGUCUUUCAGAGUGUCAAAUUACGUGAGGCUUAUUUGAUCUAAUAGACGUUUUGUAAUGUUUACUGUUACUGUACUGAUAUAAGUGGAUGCACGUGGCAUUCCGGCAACUUUGAGAAAAACGGCUUAGUUGUGCCUCUUAUUUACACGCAUAUCUACCCUCUCAUUGGCUAAAAUGGUCCCACCUGAUCUCGCCUGCCUUCAAUCCUUGAGGGCAUGUACAGUGAGCUCCAAAGGUAUUGGGACAGUGAUAUAUAUUCAUUUUGGCUCUGUACUCCAGCACUUUGGAUUUGAAAUUAAACAAUGACUACAAGGUUAAAGUGCAGACUGUCAGCUUUAAUUUGAGGGUAUUUACCUCCAUAUUGGGUGAACCGUUUAGUAAUUAUAGCACUUUUUGUACAUAUUCACAAACUCGUUGGAUGCAUUUGCUGUUUGUUUUGGUUGUGUUUCAUAUAAUUUUGUGCCCAAUAGAAAUUAAUGGUAAAUAAUGUGUUGUGUCAUUUCGGAGUCACAUCUAUUGUAAAUAUGAAUAGAAUGUUUAUAAAACACUUCAUGUGGAUGCUACCAUAAUUACGGAUAGUCCUGAAUGAAUCGUGAAUAAUGAGUGAGUAUACCAAGAUGGCGUAGCAGUGCGGUCGUGUUCUUUGUUGUGUGUCUGUGUAAAUAGCCUGUUUUUUGUAUUUUUUUGUAUUUUUUUGUAUUUUUCGUACAUAUUUCCCUAUCACACUUUUCAUCCUUCUACAAAAUAUACUUUCCUGCUACCCGCCUCACUCAAUGUGGAACGGAUUCUAUUAUUGACUUACCUUUUAUCUAGAAUCUCCAGUUUAAAUUAGCUAGCCAGCUAACUAGCUACUUGCUAUUAGCCACCGUUAGCGGUUUUCCCCCAGAACAUCUGAUUUUCUGCUGGAAUAACUGAAUCACUGGAUAUUAACACCGGAUCGCAACUAGCUAGCUGCAACCGAAUGGAUGUUGCUGUUUGGCUAAUCACCACAGCCCCCGAAGCAAGCACCAGUUAGCCUUGAGCUAGCCUCGAGUCAGGCCCAUAUCCCGGCUAUCUAUCUCUCUGUCUACCGGACGGGAGUAGCCAGCUAACUAGCUACUUGCUAUUAGCCACUGUUAGCGGUUUUUCACCAAUGUCCGUGGCCUGCACUACCUACCUACCAGCCAGCUCUAGCGUGGACUAUUAUCAGCCAGUCUGCACUGUCUGCACAGCGCGAUAUCGACCUAGAACAUAUCGGUUUUUCUGCCGGAAUCACUGAAUCACUGGACCUUUAACACCGGAUCAUCGCAACAAGCUAGCUGCAACCAAAUGAAUGUUGAUGUUGGCUAAUCAGCCUUGAGCUAGCAUUGAGCCAGGCCCAUCUCCCGGCUCUCUACCUCUCUGUCAACCGGACGGGACUGCUAGAAAUUGCGUAAUUCAUAAUCUGGUAUUGGAAUAAGAAUCAAACAUAAUCAAGAGAUAUUCAAUCCAAGCUACAUUUAUUAUAUGCAAAAUGUAUGUAUGAUAAGUAUGAAGGUUUGUAUAUACGGGUCCACUGAAAUACCACGCAGGGCACUCAGAGAACUAAUCCAUUGUUACAGGUCCUUCUUCAAAUACUCUGACAGAGAUAUUUCCCACUCCCUGCUGGCCAAUCAGAGUAGAGACUGAGCGUGGUUUAGACUUACUCAGCCAAUCCGUUGGCGCACCGGCUGGUCCCAGGCCCUUGGCGCUCCACUUGUUGCACACUGUUGCCAGGCAUACGUUUUUAUCAUAACAAACCUCCACUUGUUGCACACUGUUGCCAGGCAUAAGUUUUUAUCAUAACAACCUGUGUCAGCACCCAAAAAACACCAUUCUGCUGUACCUACGUUCAAGGACGGUUCAAAGACAACAAAGAGGCAGUGUUCGUAUCUGUAAGAAAUACAAGUCUUAUCUGUCCUAUCCCCUAACGUUCCUCACAUGAAUCACAGCUGGUUAUGUGAAACAAUUUAUAUCAGUAUAGUACAAACCUUCUAUGCUUAUCAUUAAUGCAUUCCUUCUAAGCUAUUCAUCACAUACGGAUCCAAUUAUUAGAAAAUAGAUCCCCACAGGACCUCCUAGUGUUGACAUGGAGCCCCGCCGAUCCAACACGACUGGUCUGCCGACGAAAUCGUCUGAUGUGGUCACAACAGGCUUCCCGUUACGACAUCGACCACGAAGAUCCAUCUGCUAGCCCCGGCCCGCUAGCACACGCUAGCCAUGGCCUCUUGCUCGCCAGUGCUAUAGCAGCCCCCGAACUACCUCCGAACUCUCCUAUUGCUGUUCACCGGACCUUAUGAUAACUCAGCUAUACAGCUGAUGCCUGCUGGACUGUUCCUUUAUACGGUACCGCAUCCUGUUUAUGUUUAGCCUCAGCCCAAACUUUGUCGCCAUCUGCCCGGUAGAGAUGAAACCGGGAUUGAUCAGUGAAGAGCACACUUCUCCAGGAUGUCAGUGGCCAUCGAAGGUGAGCAUUUUCCCACAAAAGUUGGUUACGACGCCAAACUGCAAUCAGGUGAAGACCCUAGUGAGGACGACAAGCAUGCAGAUGAGCUUCCCUAAGAAGGUUUAUGACAGUUUGUGCAGAAAUUUUUCGUUGUGCAAAUCCACAGUUUCAUCAGCUGUCCGGAUGGCUGGUCUCAGACGAUCCCGCAGGUAAAGAAGCCAGAUGUGGAGGUCCUGGGCUGGUGUGGUUACACGUCCUCUGCGGUUCUCUAACAUUAGGUUGGAGACGGCUUGUGGUAGAGAAAUUAACAUUCAAUUCUCUGGCAACAGCUUUGGUGGACAUUCCUAUAGUCAGCAUACCAAUUGCACGCUCCCUCAACUUGUGGCAUUGUGUUGUGUGACACAACAACAAAUUUGUGCGCAAUCUGAGAGAAAUAAGCUUUUUGUUCGUGUGGAAUAUUUCUGGGAUCUUUUUAUUUCUGCUCAUGAAUCCAACACUUUACAUGUUGCGUUUAUAUUUUUGUUCAGUGUAUAUACUGUUGAUCUCCUCAGGUGUGGCAUUGCCCUGGACUCGUGGAUGCUCCCCCUGGAUGAGGAGAUCAACGUCAGGGUAAAGCAGCCCAUCUUCUUCAUCAACUCUGAGAAGUUCCAGUGGGCCGGGAACAUCAUGCGCAUGAGGAAACUGGUACCACCUGACUCCACCUCCACGCAGAGGAAAAUGGUCACCAUUAAGUACGGAAAGAGUAUACAUUCAUUGUGACUGAGAUGACAUGUGAAAGACGAUAGAUUCGAUUAGUUUUCCACACCUAUUUGGUUUAGUUGAUCUGUGCACAAAAGACCAAACAAAACAAACACUUUCUCUGAAUCCACUCUGGUCUGCUGUCGUUUAUCUCGUGUCUGGCACUUACAAAACCACUUCCUGAUUUGAAACCAGUCUAUCAGUGCAAGAAAAACCUCAGAGUUGUGUGUUGUUCUCAAAGGAGGAACUUAUUUUCACAGUCCAAUGUUACAAUUCACAAUCCAAAGAACACACAUUUACCUCAAUUUUUACAGUGCAUUCGGAAAAUAUUCUGACCCCUUGACUUCAACAUUUUGUUAAUUUACAGCCUUAUGCUAAAAUUGAUUAAAUUGUUGUUUUUCCUCAUCAUGACAAUGACAAUGCAAAAACAGGUUUUUAGAAAUUUGUGCUCAUUUAUUAAAAUUUUAAAACUGAAAUAUGACAUUUUACAUAAGUAUUCAGAGCCUUUACUCAGUACUUUGUCGAAGCACCUUUGGCAGCAAUUACAGCCUUGAGUCUUCUUGGGUAUUAUGCUACAUGCUUGGCACACCUGUAUUUGGGGAGUUUCUCUCAUUCUUCUCUGCAGAUCCUCUCAAGCUCUGUCAGGUUGGAUGGGGAGCGUUGCUGCACAGCUAUUUUCAGGUCUCUCUAGAGAUGUUCAAUCGGGUUCAAUUCCGGGCUCUGGCUGGGCCACUCAAGGACAUUCAGUCAGUCACUUGUCCCGAAGCCACUACUGCAUUGUCUUGGCUGUGUGCUUAGGAUUGUUGUCCUGUUGGAAGGUGAACCUUCGCCCCAGUCUGAGGUCCUGAGAGUGCUAGAGCAGGUUUUCAUCAAAUAUCUCUCUGUACUUUGCUCCGUUAAUCUUUCCCUCGAUCCUGACUGGUCUCCCAGUCCCUGCCGCUGAAAAACAUCAAAUCAAAUUUUAUUUGUCACAUGCUCCGAAUACAACAGGUCUAGACCUUACAGGGAAAUGCUUAAAAGCCCUUAACCAACAAUGCGGAAAGAAUACCAAAAUCAAAUAAUACAAUAUAAAAUAAUAUGAAAUAAAAGUAACAAAUAAUUAAAGAGCAGCAGUAAAAACAACAAUAGCGAGGCUAUAUACAGGGGGGUACCGGUACAGAGUCAGUGUGCGGGUGCACCGGUUAGUCGAGGUAUUUGGGGUAAUAUGUACAUGUAGGUAGAGUUAUUAAAGUGACUAUGCAUAGAUAAUAAACAGAGUAGCAGCAGCGUAAAAGAGGGGUGGGGGCAAUGCAAAUAGUCUGGGUAGCCAUUUGAUUAGAUGUUCAGGAGUCUUAUGGCUUGGGGGUAGAAGCUGUUUAAAAGCCUCUUGGACCUAGACUUGGCGCUCCGGGACCGCUUGCCGUGCGGUAGCAGAGAGAACAGUCUAUGACUAGGGUAUCUGGAGUCUUUGACAAUUUUUAGGGCCUUCCUCUGACAUCACCUGGUAGAGGUCCUGGAUGGCAGGAAGCUUGGCCCCAGUGAUGUACUGGGCCGUACGCACUACCCUCUGUAGUACCUUGCGGUCGGAGGCCGAGCAGUUGCCAUACCAGGCAGUGAUGCAACCAGUCAGGAUGCUCUCGAUGGUGCAGCUGUAGAACCUUUUGAGGAUCUGAGGACCCAUGCCAAAUAUUUUCAGUCUCCUUAGGGGGAAUAGGUUUUGUUGUGCCCUCUUCACGACUGUCUUGGUGUGCUUGGACCAUGUUAGUUUGUUGGUGAUGUGGACUUGAAGCUCUCAACCUGUUCCUGCUCGGUCCUCUUAUUUUUCCUGUAGUCCACAAUCAUCUCCUUUGUCUUGAUCACGUUGAGGGAGAGGUUGUUGUUCUGGCACCACACAGCCAGGUCUCUGACCUCCUCCCUAUAGGCUGUCUCAUCGUUGUCGGUGAUCAUGCCUACCACUGUUGUGUCAUCGGCAAACUUAAUGAUGGUGUUGGAGUUGUGCCUGGCCAUGCAGUCAUGAGUGAACAGGGAGUACAGGAGGGGACUGAGCAUGCACCCCUGAGGGGCACCCGUGUUGAGGAUCAGCGUGGCGGAUGUGUUGUUACCUACCCUUACCACUUGGGGGCGGCCCAUCAGGAAGUCCAGGAUCCAGUUGCAGAGGGAGGUGUUUAGUCCCAGGGUCCUUAGCCUAGUGAUGAGCUUUGAGGGCACUAUGGUGUUGAACGCUGAGCUGUCGACAAUGAAUAGCAUUCUCACAUAGGUGUUCCUUUUGUCCAGGUGUGAAAGGGCAGUGUGGAGCGCAAUAGAGAUUGCAUCAUCUGUGGAUCUGUUGGGCGAUAUGCAAAUUGGAGUGGGUCUAGGGUUUCUGUGAUAAUGGUGUUGAUGUGAGCCAUGACCAGCCUUUCAAAGCACUUCAUGGCUACAGACGAGAGUGCUACGGGUCGGUAGUCAUUUAGGCAGGUUACCCUAGUGUUCUUGGGCACAUGGACUAUGGUGGUCUGCUUGAAACAUGUUGGUAUUACAGACUCAGACAGGGAGAGGUUGAAAAUGUCAGUGAAGACUCUUGCCAGUUGGUCAGCGCAUGCUCAGAGUACACGUCCUGGUAAUCCGUCUGGCCCUGCGGCCUUGUGAAUGUUGACCUGUUUAAAGGUCUUACUCACAUCGGCUACAAAGAGCGUGAUCACACAGUCGUCCGGAACAGCUGAUGCUCUCAUGCAUGUUUCAGUGUUACUUGCCUCGAAGCGAGAAUAGAAGUGGUUUAGCUCCUCUGGUAGGCUCGUGUCACUGGGCAGCUCUCGGCUGUGCUUCCCUUUGUAGUCUGUAGUAGUUUGCAAGCCCUGCCACAUCCAGCGAGCUUCGGAGCCGGUGUUGUACGAUUCGAUCUUAGUCCUGUAUUGACGCUUUGCCUGUUUGAUGGUUCGUCGGAGGGCAUAGAGGGAUUUCUUAUAAGCUUCCGGGUUAGAGUCCCGCUCCUUGAAAGCGGCAGCUCUACCCUUUAGCUCAGUGCGGAUGUUGCCUGUUAUCCAUGGCUUCUGGUUGGGGUAUGUACGUACAGUCACUGUGGGGACGACAUCAUCGAUGCACUGAUGUGGUGUACUCCUCAAUGCCAUCGGAAGAAUCCCGGAACAUAUUCCAGUCUGUGCUAGCAAAAAAGUUCUGUAGCUUAGCAUCUGCUUCAUCUGACCACUUUUUUAUUGACCGAGACACUGGUGCUUCCUGCUUUAGUUUUUGCUUGUAAGCAGGAAUCAUGAGGAUAGAAUUAUGGUCAGAUCUUCCAAAUUUAGGGCGAGGGAGAUUUGUACGUGUCUCUGUGUGUGGAGUAAAGGUGGUCUAGAGUUUUUUUCCCUCUGCUUGCACAUUUAACAUGCUGGUAGAAAUGAGUUAAAACGGAUUUAAGUUUCCCUGCAUUAAAGUCCCCGGCCACUAGGAGCGCUGCCUCUGGAUUAGCGUUUUCCUGUUUGCUUAUGGCCGUAUACAGUUCAUUGAGUGCGGUCUUAGUGCCAGCAUCGGUUUGUGGUGGUAAAUAGACAGUUACGAAAAUAUAGAUAAACUCUCUUGGUAGGUAGUGUGGUCUACAGCUUAUCAUAAGAUACUACCUCAGGCGAGCAAAACCUUGAGACUUCCUUAGAUAUCGUGCACCAGCUGUUGUUUACAAAUAUACAUAGACCGCCACUAGGGGUGUAACGAUCCAUCUACUACAUCGAUGUAUCGAUUUAUAUUCAUAUGAUCCAACUACAUCGAUCUGUGCUCGGCGAGUUGGCCUUUUGGACAACAUAUAUCGAUCUAACAUCGUUUUAAAAUGUAAUAAAUCGAUUGUAUCGAUACUAGGAAAUAACCCAUUGGAUUUAAGCACGUCAGACUUUAUAUGCAGGGGUGCACAUAACUGGUACGCAGAUACGCAAGCGCGACAAAAAUCAGGAAUGCGUAAUGCCACUUGUGUUACUACGCGCCUUUGCGUACUUGACCGAUCUUCUCAUCUAACCUUACACAUGACAUGUUGCUUGUCAACUACUGUCAGGGAUGUCCAAAAAGCAACAGACAUUAAGCAGCUUCUUUGGCGUUUCGCCACCUACAAAGAAACGCCAACUGGAGCCAGAGCCGAAGAAAAUACUUUUUUCGGAAAAGUGGCUCCAAGAUGUGCAGUGGCUUGAAGCUAACGAUGAGCGCACUGAAAUGUGGUGCAAGAUUUGCCGCUCAAAUCCACAUCUAGCAGACAAAACAGGUGCAUUUUAUAAAGGCUCAAAGAAUUUCAACCAUCCUUUAUUUGACAAACAUGAAAAGAGCAAGGAGCACACGAAUGUGGCGCAAGCCAUUGCUAAAAGCUAGCCGAGAAUAAAUGUCCAGUCGCCCACUUGCCAGAUGGCGAGACAAGCUGAAUGAAGAACAGCGGCAAGCUCUGUUUAAUAUUUUUCUCUUUCCAUACUCCGGCAACAUGCUGCGGUUGGAGACUCCCUUGUGCACAUUCUGUGCACCGCACACACACUGGAGAAUUGCGCGAAAUCAGCUGAUCGCAACGUUCCUUACUGUGAGACAUUUCAUCGCUCUGUGGUCAAGCUGCUGCAGUUUUAUUUACAAAAAGGUGGAGCAAAAAAAACUGCUGCACUGAAUAAAGCUAUGUGAAGAAAAUGGGAUCUCCUUUGUGGAACUGGGUAAGUUUCAUAAUACCAGAUGGUCUGCAUGGAGGCAUGAAACACUGUUAAAAAUAUCAAGACUAUUGCCAGCCAUUAAAAUGCAACUGGUUACCAGGUAUUUAUUUCAGUCACACUGGUUGAAUUUUUGGCUAAAAGGUUACUGAAUCGAUUUCAAGUCACUGAAUCGUUUCGGAUCGUAUCGUUCUAAAUGAACCAAUAUCGUCCUUGAAUCGUAUCGACAACCACGAAUCGUGAUACAAAUCGAAUCGUUGUUAAAACGAAUCGUUACACCCCUAACCGCCACCCCUUGUCUUACCAGAGGCUGCCGUUCUAUUCUGCCGAUACAGUGUAUAACCCGCCAUCUAUAUGUUAUUCAUGUCAUCGUUCAGCCACAACUCUGUGAAACAUAGGAUAUUACAGUUUUUAAUGUCCCGUUGGUAGGAUGUUCGUCCAUUUUAUUAUCAAGCGAUUGUAAGUUGGCCAGUAGUAUCAAUGGCAAAGGCAGAUUAGCAAUUUGUCGCCGGCUCCUUACCAAGCACCCCGAUCUCCUUCCGCGAUAUCUCCUUUUCUUUCUACUCCGAAUGACGGGGAUGAGGGCCCUGUCGGGUGUCUGGAGCAAAUUGUCCGACUCAUAAAAUAAAAAUGAUUCGUCCAGUUCAAGGUGAGUAAUCGCUGUUCUGAUGUCCAGAAGCUAUUUUCGGUCAUAAGAGACGGUAGAAGCAACAUUGUGUACAAAAUAAGUUAAAAACAAUGCGAAAAAACACACAAAAGAGCACGGUUGGUUAAGAGUCCAUAAAACGGCAGCCAUCCCCUCCGGUGCCAUUACUGAGAUAACCAUAGCAUGAUGCUGCCACCACCAUGCUUCACCGUAGGGAUGGUGCCAGGUUUCCUCCAGACGUGACACUUGGCCAAAGAGUUCAAUCUUGGUUUCAUCAGACCAGAGAAUCUUGUUUCGCAUGGUCUGAGAGUCUUUAGGUGCCUUUUGGCAAACUCCAAGCGGGCUGUCAUGUGCCUUUUACUAAGGAGUGGCUUUCGUCUGGCCCCUCUACCAUAAAGGCCUGAUUGGUGGAGUGCUGCAGAGAUGGUUGUCCUUCUGGAAGUUUCUUCCAUCUCCACAGAGGAACUCUGGAGCUCUGUCAGAGUGACCAUCGGGUUCUUGGUCACCUCCCUGACCAUGGCCCUUCUCCCCCGAUUGCUCAGUUUGGCUGGGCGGCCAGCUCUAGGAUGCGUCUUGGUGGUUCCAAACUUCUUCAAUUUAAGAAUGAUGGAGGCCACUGUGUUCUUGGGUACCUUCAAUGCUGCAGAAAUGUUUUGGUACCCUUCCCCAGAUCUCUGCCUCGACACAAUCCUGUCUCCGAGCUCUAUGGACAAUUCCUUUGACGUCAUGGCUUGGUUUCUGCUCUGACAUGCACUGUCAACAGUGGGACCUUAUAUAGACAGGUGUGUGCCUUUCCAAAUCAUGUCCAAUCAUUUGAAUUUGCCACAUGUGCACUCCAAUCAAGUUGUAGAAACAUCUCAAGGAUUAUCAAUGGAAACAGGAUGCACCUGAGCUCAAUUUUGUGUCUCAUAGCAAAGGGUCUGAAUACUUAUGUAAAUAAGGUAUGUUUUUUAUUUUUAAUAGAUUACAAAAAAUUUCUAAAAAUCUGUUUUCACUUUGUCAUUAUGGGGAAUUGUGUGUAGAUUGAUGAGGAUAUUUUUUUCUUUAAUCAAUUUUAGAAGAAAACUAACGUAACAAAAAAUGUGGAAAAAGUCAAUGCGUCAGAAUACUUUCCGAAUGCACUGUAUGUGAGAAGCACAUCAUGACAUUUGUGUUGUCCUUUUUGCUUCUGUGGCUGACCCUGGCUUUGGACUCCGCAGGGUCUGUGUGUGUGUGUGUGUGUGCGUGCAUGUGUUUCUCAGGAAGUUGGGUUAAUCGAAAAUAAAUAUAUUUCUGUGAUGUGAAAAUUAUAAUGGACACUCAAGUAUUCUUCUUCUGUUCUCUUCUCCCCCCACAGGGGAACCGUUCACCAGAGCUUCCCAGACUUCACCUUCCUGACAGGCAACUGGAUCGGGAAGAUCCUGAAGCUGAAAGGAGAGAUUGACCCUCAGGUCGCCAUCGAUCUCUGUACUAAAGCAUCGCUAGCGUUCCUACAGCGACAUCUAGGUAAGGAUCUGUAUGGUGUACAUUUGAUUUGUAAACAAGGGUUGCUUCAACAGUUGCCUGGAAACCCAAUGUUGAAUUGCAUUCUACGUUGGGCAGAAAUGAGCAUUUGAAUCAGGAAAGUUUCCUCUCACAACCUCUACAAGCUAGAAUGUUUAAUCAAAUUGUAUUUUAACGUACUUUACCGGUUGGUCCUUUCCUGAUUCAAACGCUCAUUUCUGCCCGACAAUUCUAUUUCGGGUUACCAGGCAACUUCAACAGGUGCAUCAGACAUGUUCAAAUGUCAUUCUGUGUGCGGGAGAUUAUUUCCUUCUGAAUGUUUUUUCAUUUGAUAAAACAGAGGAAGCAAAGUAAUUUCCUUGUGUCAAUUGUGUUUGCCUUUGUUUUGCAGGUAUGGAUAAAGACUUCAAUCAAUGGGACCAUCUAAUAGAGGGCAAGGACGACAACCUCAUUCCAGGCACCAAUGUCACAGAAAUACCUUAG